AUGAAAUUCAGGCUCAACUACCACCGUGGCACGGGGGAGAGCAGUGCUGAAACAAGAUACAAGCCCUGUCAAGUAUUUUCUGACCACCAAGUCCCUCACGCCAUCUGGUUUGAGGAUGCUCUUUCCCACUAUGGUGUCCCUACUUUUGUAUUCGAUCUGUACAUUAUCGUUGAGGAUAUUGAUCUAGCAGCCGAUUUGCUUGCUAAGGCUGGGUGGACAUUUGAUAUGCAAGAACCACAUCUUAUCGGGAAUGCAGAGGUGGACUUGAUGAACUACCCUCAACAGCGACUGAUAUCCCCUGAUGGUCAGACGAGAACCGUCCUUCUUCCCGCUACAGACUGGAAGUUUCCUCUAGCCAGCGAUACACCACUGGAGCAUACGCCUUUGGGAAAUGAUUUAUCAUAUCAGGUACCAUUUCCAACACUGGCAGGCUUGCUGGAUGCACUGAUCGAGAGCUGGCUGGAUGACCCUAGUGAUGGUACAAUGUUAUUGCUUGUCUUGGCUUGCCAAAUCUCCUAUCUCUAUGCGCAUGUUCCAGCCUUGAAGGUGAAGUCCUUUGCCAAACAGAUGAAAUAUGAACAUCGCCAGUUUCACUUCGAUGUAUUGGCAGGAAUGGAGACUGGUACGAUGCCAUUUCGAAGGCACCUGCGGGCUAUUCGCGAUGCGUUGUUACAGGGCCAGUAUGAGUUGCGGGAAUGCUCUGCUUCCCGUGAUAAUACAGAUCUGUUUUCUUUUCUCGGGAAGAGUUAUAAGCCCGUUAAAGAAGAGCAGCAGAAUGGGGACGCUCUUGAGUCAACAGAAACCGAAUGCUAG
Aspergillus pseudonomiae is the source of this 813-nucleotide messenger RNA. RefSeq lists its product as uncharacterized. The transcript has a single exon. Lineage: Eukaryota; Fungi; Ascomycota; Eurotiomycetes; Eurotiales; Aspergillaceae. The coding region runs from base 1 to 813 and encodes 270 amino acids. The record is from RefSeq and is a predicted model, not a curated record.